ACAGUGGGUUCAUGAAAAAAAAAUUGGCAAGUUGCUUUGGCAACUUGAAUUCCUCCAUUCACUUUGGCAUCAACAUUUUUUUUAUUCAGUUAAACACAGCUCAUUCGUAUGAAAACAUCCAUGCUUAUCGAUCAAAUUAUCAUCAACAAUGGAACGAAUUCGAGCGGCUAAAAAAAUGACCAAAAAUGUGGACAUAACCAAAAUUCGAAAUGUAACCUAUGGGGCCAUUUUUACAUUUUUAACAAUGUUUUGCAAUACAAUUGCAUUUUCAACACCGAAUUGGUUAGCAGCCGAUGGCCGUCAACCAAUUAAACGUUUUAAUAAACUUGGUCUUUGGGAAGCUUGUUUUCAUCAAUUUCGUGAUCCAUACUAUCUAUUCGAACGUGAAUUUCGUGGCUGUAAAUGGAUAUUCGAUGAAGAUUUUGCAUUUAUGAUUGAUUUUCUUGAACCAGAUGCAAGAAUUGUUGCUAUUGCUGCAACAACCGUAACGGCCAUUUCCGUUUUCAUCGCUUUUUUUAGCCAAUAUUGGCUUGCCUCUGAACGACGAUUAUAUGGCGCAAAAUUCGUACGUCUUGGUCUUUGGGUUACCUGUUUUCGUAGCUUUGUUAGUCCAGAAGAUUAUGAAAUGAAUAAAUAUUAUGCCGGUUGUCGUUGGAUUUUCGCUGAAGAAUAUCAAAAUAUUAAACAUAUUCUUAUGCCGGGAUUCUUUAUCGCUACCCAAGCAUUGUAUACAAUUGGAUUUGUUUUCUUGCUCAUUGCCUGUAUCUGUGUUCUUGCCAUACAAUUAUGUUUUGUAAUUGAAAAAGAAAUUCUUGCUAUGAAAUUUUUAUCAUCGGUCAUGUUUUUCUCUGCCUUAUUUACAACAUUGGCGGUCAUUAUAUUUGGUAUACGUGGUGAUGAUCGUGAUUGGAUGCCUGAUCAUGAACAUAAUUUUCUUUCGUGGUCUUUUGGUUUUGCCGUUGUUGGUGCAUUCUUUUCCUGGAUGGCAUCGGCAUUAUUCUGGGCUGAAAGUCGUAUUCUUUUCAAAAAAGAAUUGAAAAAGCGACAAGAAAUAUACAACAUGGAAGGAAAUAAACAUUCUCUUCAACAUCAACAACAACAACAACAACAUCGAUGAUAACAAAUGUUCCAGAAGAAAAAAAACAAAGCAAAACACCUAAAGACAUCAUACACUAUAUUUAUCAAUUAUUCAUUAUUUCGAUUCCUGUAAAUAUAACAUUUUCAUUUAUCCAUUUUCGAAAAUUAUUAUUUAUAAUUUUUCAACUAACUUUUAUAUCUGAAAUUAAAUGACUGAAAAAAAUCG
This is a messenger RNA of Dermatophagoides pteronyssinus (European house dust mite), 1303 nucleotides long. RefSeq lists its product as uncharacterized. The record is from RefSeq and is a predicted model, not a curated record. NCBI's taxonomy places the organism in Eukaryota, Metazoa, Arthropoda, Arachnida, Sarcoptiformes, Pyroglyphidae. Gene Ontology annotation, biological process: septate junction assembly; regulation of tube size, open tracheal system. Gene Ontology annotation, cellular component: septate junction; membrane.